Messenger RNA from Durusdinium trenchii, 2415 nucleotides. The record is from the annotation of a GenBank genome assembly. Lineage: Eukaryota; Dinophyceae; Suessiales; Symbiodiniaceae.
AUGCGUGAGGCCAUCUGCAUCCACAUUGGUCAGGGAGGCGUCCAGAUCGGCAAUGCUUGCUGGGAGCUCUUCUGCCUUGAGCAUGGCAUCCAGCCUGAUGGCCAGAUGCCCAGCGACAAGACCAUCGGCGGAGGUGAUGAUGCCUUCAACACGUUCUUCUCGGAGACCGGAGCCGGAAAGCACGUCCCGCGCUGCGUGAUGGUCGACCUCGAGCCCACCGUCGUGGAUGAGGUCCGCACUGGCACAUAUCGUCAGCUCUUCCAUCCUGAGCAGCUGAUCUCAGGAAAAGAGGACGCGGCCAAUAAUUUUGCACGCGGGCAUUACACCAUCGGGAAGGAGAUUGUUGACCUGGUCCUCGACAGGAUUCGGAAACUGGCCGACAAUUGCACGGGUUUGCAGGGGUUCUGUGUGUACAACGCUUGUGGCGGUGGCACUGGCUCUGGCCUUGGCUGCCUGAUGUUGGAGCGUCUUUCGGUGGAUUAUGGAAAAAAGAGCAAGAUCUCUUUCACGGUUUGGUGCUGCCCGCAGGUGGCAACAGCUGUCGUGGAACCAUAUAACACCGUGUUGUGUGUCCAUUCCUUGCUUGAGCACACAGAUGUGACCAUCAUGUACGACAACGAAGCGCUUUACGACAUUUGUCGGCGCAAUUUGGACAUCGAGCGUCCAACCUACACCAACCUGAACAGGUUGAUUGCGCAGAUCAUCUCCUCGUUGACGGCUUCGCUCCGCUUCGAUGGUGCACUCAACGUGGAUAUCACUGAGUUCCAGACCAAUUUGGUCCCUUACCCCAGGAUCCACUUCAUGUUGACCUCCUACGCCCCGGUGAUCAGUGCCGAGAAGGCCUACCACGAGCAGCUCUCGGUGGCCGAGAUCACCAUGAGCGUCUUCGAGCCGGCCUCGAUGAUGGUGAAGUGCGACCCACGCCACGGGAAGUACAUGGCCUGCUGCAUGAUGUAUCGAGGAGACGUGGUGCCAAAGGAUGUGAACGCAGCAGUGGCUACCAUCAAGACCAAGCGCACCAUCCAGUUUGUGGACUGGUGUCCCACUGGCUUCAAGUGUGGCAUCAACUACCAGCCUCCCACGGUGGUGCCGGGCGGAGAUCUGGCCAAGGUCAUGCGAGCCUGCUGCAUGAUCUCCAACUCCACGGCCAUUGCGGAGGUCUUCUCUCGCAUUGACCACAAGUUCGACCUCAUGUAUUCCAAGCGAGCCUUCGUGCAUCACUACGUGGGUGAGGGCAUGGAAGAGGGCGAGUUCUCGGAAGCACGAGAGGACUUGGCGGCAUUGGAAAAGGAUUACGAAGAAGUGGGCAUCGAAACAGCCGAAGGCCAGGCUAUGGCGAUGAGUUCUGAGUCUCACGCCACCAGUGACGCACGUCGGCGCCAGCAACACGGGCAUCGACGCGAAGCGGUGGCGAUUCACGUGCUGGGUCACUGCAAAACCCAGUCGUGGGUCACUCCGCAUGCCUGCAAACAGUGCUCUUUUGGCGCUGUGGAAUUCGGCAAAAAAGAACAUCAGGGCGGAGUGCUUUUUGCGCCGGGCUGUGAGCAUCGCCCUCGCCCCCCUCCUCGCCCCUCGCCGGCCUUGAUCUUUCCGGUGCCUUCGGUGCUUCAGGUGCUCAUCCCCACCUGGUUUGGCUUCGCCUUUGCUGGCAUGAUCAUGUUCGGGCGACGGAUGCAGGCCUUCUCCACUCCCUUGACGGGAUUUGCGAUGUGCCUACAACUGGCCAUGGAGGGUGAAUACGACUGGCAAGGGAUGUCCUCAGAGGACUGGUUUAUCACUUUGCUGUGGGUCUGGAUCUACAUGGUUCUUCUGGUCAUGGUCAUGUUGAACAUGGUCCUCGCCAUCAUCAUGGACGUCUAUGCUGAGGUUCGACGAGAACAGGGCGAGACCAUGUCCAUGUUCGAGCACUGCACAUACCUUUGCAAGAGAGCCUACUACUUCAAGACUUGGGUGCCUGACCGUGAACUGUGGGAACGUGUCAUUGAGAUGCCAGAGACUGUGACGGUGGAUGACAUCUUAGAGGCAUACCCCGACAUGCCGCAAUUCCAGCUGAACUUCCUCUGCAACGGCGCUCGAAACCGCACCAGAGUGAUUCAGCGGAAGGGCAUCCACCCCACCUGGACUGUGCAGAUGGUGGCGGCCAUCCAUAUCAGUCUCGACGAGAUCAUGACGGACCUCAACAAGCUCAAGAAGCGCGGCUGGAUGGGCAAAGGCUUCGAGGUGCCGAAUGACGAGGAUCGGAACUGCAUCAAGGAAAUCUUGGCGGGUGUGGCGGUGCAAGGCAACUGGAUGUUGAACGCACAAAAGCACGUGUCGUGGCUCCAGGAUCAGAUCGGCGUCGACGCCCCGGAGGAGUGGAAACCCUCCGGACCGGUGGAGGUCCCGGCGCCCAAAGCCCGACAAGGUAACGACUGA